CAAAAACAUAAGUAUCAUGAUUAUCGUCAUCAUUAUUUACAUUUAAAUUAAACAAAAUAUAAAUUAUUGUUGCAAGUGGGUUUAUCAAUAUACUCGUAGUAUUCACUUAGCUAAGCAAGUAAACCAAAAACCACACACAGAGUCAAUGGAGAAAUCAGGAUAUGGCCGCGACGGAAUAUUCCGAUCACUCCGACCACCGUUGGUCAUUCCGGCGGAACCCAACACAUCAAUGGUUUCAUUCCUGUUUCGCAACGUGUCAUCAUAUCCAAACAAACCGGCCUUAAUUGAUUCCGAUACCGGAGAAACACUUACUUUUUCCGACUUCAAAACAACCGUCGCUAAACUGUCACACGCCUUAAACACCCAACUGGGUAUCACCAAAAACGACGUCGUUUUAAUAUUCGCCCCUAAUUCAAUCCAUUACCCAGUUUGUUUAUACUCGAUCAUCGCUCUUGGAGCCAUCGCCACCACUGUCAAUCCACAAUAUACUGUUGGCGAGUUAUCGAAACAAAUCAAAGAUUCUUGCCCAAAAGUUAUAGUCACAGUUGAAGAUUUGUAUCAUAAAGUUGAAAGCUUUGGACUGCCAGUUGUGUUUUUUGGAUCUGGGUGUUCAAGAAAAGGAUGCUUUUCAUUAAAAGAUUUGAUUUUGAAAUCUGGGUCAGUUUCAGAAUUGCCUAAAGUUUCGAUUCGAGGAGAUGACACUGCAGCAUUGUUGUACUCUUCUGGGACAACUGGUGUAAGUAAAGGUGUGAUUUUGAGUCAUUGGAAUUUCAUAGCAGUUUCACAAAUGAUCACUUCUGAUCAAAGAUUUAUGGGUGAGAAAGAUUAUGUGUUUUUGUGUUUUUUGCCAAUGUUUCAUAUAUUUGGGCUUGGGGUUGUGUUGUAUUCACAGUUACAAGAAGGGAAUACUGUUGUAUCGAUGGCGAAAUUCGAUUUUGUGGGGAUGUUGAAAAAUGUUGAGAAAUAUAGAGCUACACAUUUGUGGGUUGUUCCACCUGUUAUACUUGCUUUAGCUAAACAGGAUGUAGUUAAGAAUUUUGAUUUAUCGUCGUUGAAACAAAUCGGGUCGGGUGCUGCACCGUUGGGGAAGGAACUAAUGGAGGAGUGUACUAAGAAGUUCCCUCAUAUUCCCAUUCUUCAGGGAUAUGGUAUGACCGAAACGACUGGGGUUGUAACAAUUGAGAGUCUAUAUAUGGGUCCCCGAAACUCAGGUUCAGCUGGAAGGCUUAUCCCAGGAGUCGAGGCCCAAAUAGUCAGUGUGGAUACGGGCAAGGCUCUUCCUCCUAACCAGAUGGGCGAAAUAUGGGUUCGAGGAGCUAACAUGAUGCAAGGUUAUUUCAGAAAUCCUGAGGCUACACGGCUUACAAUAGAUAAAAUGCGUUUUGUGCAUACCGGGGAUCUUGGAUAUAUUGAUGAUGAGGGUCAAUUGUUCGUCGUUGAUAGAAUCAAAGAACUCAUUAAGUACAAGGGUUUUCAGGUUGCACCAGCUGAGAUUGAAGCACUUCUACUUUCCCAUUCUGAAAUAUUGGAUGCUGCAGUAAUCCCAUUUCCUGAUGCGGAAGCUGGGGAGGUCCCAAUUGCAUUUGUUGUCCGAUCUGCAAACAGUUCAUUGACUGAAGAAGAUGUGAAGAAAUUUAUUGCCGAUCAGGUUGCACCCUUUAAAAGAUUGAAGCGGGUGACGUUUGUAAACAGUGUUCCAAAGUCGGCUUCAGGGAAACUUUUAAGGCGUGAACUUAUAGAAAAAGUCCGAUCAAAAAUGUAAGAAUAUAAAUAUUAUAAUGCAUGAUGAAAUUUAUAUCUCUUGUGCUUGUUAUGCAGUUCCUGUAAUAGUAUUUAUUUCUUAAAUAAUCAAGGAUGUCACACUUUAGCUACAA
Messenger RNA from Erigeron canadensis, 1874 nucleotides. RefSeq names its product probable CoA ligase CCL7. The record is from RefSeq and is a predicted model, not a curated record. The transcript is spliced from 6 exons. Bases 146 to 1762 code for a protein of 538 amino acids. Gene Ontology annotation, molecular function: CoA-ligase activity. Lineage: Eukaryota; Viridiplantae; Streptophyta; Magnoliopsida; Asterales; Asteraceae.